Messenger RNA from Selaginella moellendorffii, 1195 nucleotides. RefSeq names its product putative protein TPRXL. Bases 7 to 999 code for a protein of 330 amino acids. NCBI's taxonomy places the organism in Eukaryota, Viridiplantae, Streptophyta, Lycopodiopsida, Selaginellales, Selaginellaceae. The transcript has 2 exons. The record is from RefSeq and is a predicted model, not a curated record.
UUGAGUAUGAUUUGGUUUCUAAGAUUGAAUACAAUGUUGUUGACGCUGGUAAUCGCAGCAGAGAGUUCUGGAUCUAGUGCGGGACCGUCAGUCUCCGCGAGUGGCUCUGGUGUUGAAGCGGCAGCUUCAGUAGGAUCUAGUAGUUCGUCAGCUGGCGAGCCGACGCUGGUAGCAUCAUCGUCAACUUCGCCAGCUUUAACGGGAUCAUCACCAUCAACACCGGCCUCUGGCGAAUCCACCCUAGCGUCGUCGUUGUCUGGAUCGGCUACUCCAACCGCUUCGACUGGAGGCCAAACUUCGAGCUCGUCCCCUCAGACUGUAUCAAGCUCGGCUCUACCUGGCACUGGAACUGGAUAUGGCACGAGCUACUUGGGUGGAGACGUCGGCACGCCUGCGAGUUCUUAUGGCUUUGGCGCUCCACCAGCACCACCAAGCUCUCAAACGCCACCAAAUCCUUCUCCAUCGCCAUCGCCAUCGCCAGCAAAUCCUUACGCGUCUUCCUCUUCUCCUCCCCCGUCGUCGCAAUCUCCAGCAACCAGGAGCUCUUUUGCUGGUUCAUCCAGAGGAGGAGGAGCUGCUGCUGGAAACAGGAUCAACAAGGGACCAAUGCCCGAGUUCAAGCUUCCAGACGGCACGAACAAGUGGACGUCGGUGGACGAGAUGAGGCGGCACUACUUCCCAAACUGCGAUAACGAGCCGCCGCCACGCAGGACUUACAAGACCCCCGACCCCAGCGCGGGUGGAUUCGUCAUCCCCGACGGCUCCAGGAAGUGGAACUCGAUCGACGAGAUGCGGCGGCACUACUUCCCAAACGAGGAUUUCUCCACGCCGCCAAAGAGAACGUACAAGGCCCCGGAUCCAAAGGCUGGCGGCUUUGUUCUUCCCGACGGCUCUCGCAAGUGGAACUCGAUUGACGAGAUGAGGAGGCACUACUUCCCGGACGAGGACUUCUCCAAGCCUCCCAAGCCCUUUGGAUCCACGGGAAAGAGUGACAAGUGAUCGACAAAGCUUGCCAUUGCCACCUUUUCGUCUGAAAACUAUUCUAUAUAUCCAAACCUUUAUGGAGUUCAUUGGACUGAAUGGAGAAGGUCAUCUUCCUACAAAGUUCUUUUCGAUUGUUUGUCAUGUUUUUCUUUCAAUACUGUGCUGGAUCUUCAAUACAAAAGAUCCUCUACUGGAAGAUCAGAUGAAGGUA